Molecule: messenger RNA, 1696 nt
Organism: Paramacrobiotus metropolitanus
Lineage: Eukaryota; Metazoa; Tardigrada; Eutardigrada; Parachela; Macrobiotidae
Product: 2-(3-amino-3-carboxypropyl)histidine synthase subunit 1-like
Exons: 7
Coding region: 104-1348 (414 amino acids)
Biological process (GO): protein histidyl modification to diphthamide
Molecular function (GO): 2-(3-amino-3-carboxypropyl)histidine synthase activity
Source: RefSeq, a predicted model, not a curated record
ACUGGUUACUUAUUAAUUUAUCAUUUUAUGUUUGAUUUUGAAACAUUAGCCGUGAACUGAUACGUUUCUCUGCGUUCCUCUUAAGAAAAUCCCGCGAUUUAAAAUGGAUAUCGCAGCAAGCGUACGUGAGAACGAAGGAGCUCUUGUUGUGAAGGCCAGUGCAACUGAACGAAAAGUCUUCUCUGGCGCAGCGAAGAACACUCGGGCGCUGAUCAACAAAAUUCCGGAGGAACUGCUGACUAAUCCGGAUCUGUUGACUGAAAUUGGCAGAUUGCCUACCAACUAUAAUUUCGAAAUACCCAAGACCAUCUGGCGUAUCCAACAAACGGAGUCCAAGCGCGUGGCGCUGCAGUUUCCCGAAGGGCUUCUUUUGUUUGCGUGCACAAUCUCUGACAUUAUCGAAAGAUUUACAGGAGCGGAAACAGUGAUAAUGGGCGACGUGACAUACGGAGCGUGUUGCGUGGAUGAUUUUAGUGCGCGCGCCCUGGGGUGUGACUUCAUGGUCCACUACGGCCACAGCUGCCUUGUGCCUAUUGACGUGACGCAUGAUAUCAAAAUGCUGUAUGUUUUUGUGGAUAUUGUCUUCGAUCUUGACCAUUUACUCCAGACCAUCGAAAAGAAUUUCCCUGUCACCACACAUCUGGGAUUUGUCAGUACCAUCCAGUUUGUCUCCUCCCUGCAUGGUGCAGCGGAAAAGCUCAGAGCAAAAGGUUACCGGAUCACUAUCCCCCAGUCCCUCCCGCUCUCUGCUGGAGAGAUCCUGGGAUGCACCGCUCCGCGGAUGAAGGAUGUGGAUGCGUUUUUGUACAUCGGCGAUGGCCGUUUCCACUUGGAAGCCGCGAUGAUCGCCAAUCCUAACACUCCUGCCUAUCGAUACGAUCCCUACACCAAAGUCAUCUCCCGGGAAUCGUACGAUCAGCCGAGAAUGUUAACCAAUCGAGGAAGCUGUGUCGAUAUCGCGGCUAAAGCCAAAACUUUCGGAAUCGUUUGGGGAACGCUGGGGCGCCAGGGUUCACCAAAAGUGUUAGGAACCAUUGAAAAUCGCUUGCAGAGCGCCGGGAAGCGGUAUAUAAUUGUUCUGCUCUCCGAAGUGUUUCCUGGAAAGUUAAAGUUGUUCCACAAUAUUGAUGCGUGGGUGCAAAUUGCCUGUCCGCGUCUGUCGAUCGAUUGGGGAAUGGCUUUUGAUAAACCGCUGUUGACUCCGUACGAGCUGACCAUCGCCCUGCAGGGCAUCCAUCUGCCGGCGGAAUAUCCCAUGGAUUUCUACGCUAGGAACAGUUUAGGCCCCUGGACACCUAAUUAUGCGCCACCAAAAGAACCACGAACUAAGAUUAUACCCGCUAUGUGAAAGUGGACGUGUGUGUUCUUCGUGAGUUUGUUAAGCUGUGAUGCACGAUGGCAGAGCGAUUUGCCGACUUUUAUGGGCACUGGGCAGAUGGGUACCGGUUAUUGUAGAUGUUCUUAUCAAUAAUCAGUUUCAACGUGUUUAUCGGAAGGUUGGGAGUCGUACUUUAUUUAAUUCAGCUAAUUGUAGCGAAAGCGAAUUAACGGUCGAUCUUCACAGGAAUUUCGUUAUUGUAUCUGUAUAGACGCAAUACAGGCAGAUGUGUUUGGAUACGAGUGCUGUUUAUACAUAGAAACGAUAUUUGGAGUCAUAUUCUGUAACGGAUAAGAAUUGGAAAUCGUAAAAGAACCG